AUGGAGUAUUCUGCUACUGAUUUGCUAGCUGGUGAGAAAAUGUUGAAGUUGAUAACAGGCAGACCAGGGCCAAGUGGUUUUGGAUCAGUUUCAACUGCUGAACAAGUUAUUGAUGCCUUCAUCCAAUUGUUCUUAUUUUCUAUCCUGCCUAUGUUCAAAGAAAAGGUACCUGGUAACGAAAUUAGCUUUGUUAUUGAUAUGCCAGUUGAGGUUUAUUUGGCUCUUGUUCCUGUGGUUCUUGGUAUUGUUUUGGCUAGUAAUAGUGAGCCAUUGUUUCAUUUAUUUGGGUUCUUGAUGUUUAUUGGUUCAACUGCUGGGAGAGCUUUGAAAUCUGUGGUUCAAGGGUUGCUUUUAACAUUUGAAGCUGAGAAAUUACACUCAAUGAAUCUGUUAUUAUACAUGGCUCCAAUAGCAGCAAUGAUUUUGCUUCCUUUUACACUAUACAUAGAGGGAAAUGUGGCUGCUGUUACAUUAGAGAAAGCUAAGGGAGAUGGAUUUAUGGUAUUCUUGUUGAUUGGUAAUACUACAGUUGCUUAUUUGGUAAACUUAACUAGGUAA
This is a messenger RNA of Nicotiana attenuata, 558 nucleotides long. RefSeq names its product probable sugar phosphate/phosphate translocator At1g12500. Gene Ontology annotation, molecular function: antiporter activity. The transcript has 3 exons. The record is from RefSeq and is a predicted model, not a curated record. Lineage: Eukaryota; Viridiplantae; Streptophyta; Magnoliopsida; Solanales; Solanaceae. The coding region runs from base 1 to 558 and encodes 185 amino acids. Gene Ontology annotation, cellular component: Golgi apparatus.